AAUGAACUUGAAAAGUCUGUAAGAAUUAAGAAAACAGCAAAUGGAGUAUAAGCAACCAGAAGAACAAGAACUCUUUGCAUAUCUAAGUAACAGAUUAACUUGCCGAUCAGGUGACGUCAUAUUUCAGCUGGUUAGAGGUGUUUUCCGGCAAAAUUGAUCUUGCUCAAGAUUUUCUGAACCAAGUUAUACUCGAAGAACAAGGGUAUAAAAGAACAAAGAAAUGGUGAAUUUUCCAUCAAUUUUUGAUGGAUUGGCUAGAAGUGUAUCCAUCAAGAAAGGAAAAAAUUUGCAUAAAGAUGUUGGAAAAGAAGCUGCACAAGCUUUGGCAAAGGAUGCAAAAAAGAAUGAGUUAAUGUUAAGUUCUUCAGGCAUUGUUAAAUCUAACAACUCAAAUAAUUUUGCUUCAGUCUGUUCUAGGAGAGGCGAAAAAGGAAUUAAUCAGGAUUGCUUCAUUGUGUGGGAGGAAUUCGGAUGCCAAGAGGACAUGAUAUUUUGUGGGAUUUUUGAUGGACAUGGGCCAUGGGGACAUGUGGUUGCCAAAAGGGUUAAGGAAUCUGUUCCAUCUCAUUUGCUAUGCAAUUGGCAAGAAACUCUUGCUCUCACAUCACUUGAUAUGGAUUUCGAAAUGGAUUUUGAUAGAAAUUUGCAUCAAUUUGAUAUUUGGAAGCAGUCUUUUCUGAAAACUUAUGCCACAGUUGAUCAAGAACUUAAGCACCAUCCUGAUAUUAAUGCCUUUUCUAGUGGUACCACAGCUUUAUCCAUUGUUAAACAGGGUGAGCAUCUUGUUAUUGCAAAUAUUGGAGAUUCUCGGGCUGUCUUAGGAACAAUUUGUGAUGAUGGAAAUUUAGUGCCUCUUCAGCUUACCACCGACUUCAAACCUAAUUUACCUCAGGAGGCUGAACGAAUAACACGUUCCAAUGGUCGAGUGUUCUGUUUGGACGACGAACCAGGGGUGCAUAGGGUCUGGAUGCCAAAUGGGAAGAGACCAGGGCUAGCUUUAUCAAGAGCUUUUGGUGAUUACUGUGUUAAAGAUUUUGGACUUAUUUCUAUACCUGAUGUUACCCAAAGAAGCAUAACAAUCAGAGAUCAGUUUGUCAUUUUAGCAACAGAUGGGCUGUGGGAUGUUAUUUCCAAUCAAGAAGCAGUGCAGAUCGUUUCUUCAACCCCGGAUAGGCAAAAUGCAGCUAAAAGCUUGGUGAAGUCUGCUGUUCGUGCAUGGAAACAUAAGAGAAGAGGCAUCGCAAUAGAUGAUAUCUCAGCCAUAUGCCUCUUCUUCCAUGAUCCACCGUCUCAAAAGAUAGAACCUUCUACAGUUUUGAGACAGCAUAAAUGACCGUAUUUGGCCAAUGGCUAACUAUGGAGGCUUUUACAAUUCCUACAGCAGAUGCUAUAUGUAAAUGAAACUUUAUAUAUGUAGAGAAUUGGAUAAAUAUAAAAGUACCUCGUCAGGUCGUAACUCAA
Molecule: messenger RNA, 1461 nt
Organism: Mercurialis annua (annual mercury)
Lineage: Eukaryota; Viridiplantae; Streptophyta; Magnoliopsida; Malpighiales; Euphorbiaceae
Product: probable protein phosphatase 2C 34
Exons: 6
Coding region: 221-1333 (370 amino acids)
Biological process (GO): protein dephosphorylation
Molecular function (GO): protein serine/threonine phosphatase activity
Source: RefSeq, a predicted model, not a curated record